Molecule: messenger RNA, 1497 nt
Organism: Triticum turgidum subsp. durum (durum wheat)
Lineage: Eukaryota; Viridiplantae; Streptophyta; Magnoliopsida; Poales; Poaceae
Source: the annotation of a GenBank genome assembly
AUGGACGCCGCCACCCUGCGGAAGCGGCCGCUCUCGGUCAAGACGGCCGCCGGACGCGAAGGGCGGACGGCGCCGGAAGCAGAGCUGGGGGAGCCGGUCAGCCCCUCCGCGAGGCUCGUGGAGGACUUCUACAUCAUCGUCCUCAUGGGCGCCUCCACGCCCCUCAACCUCCCCGCCCUCCGCGCCGGCAUCGAGGCCCAGCUCGCACGCUACCCACACUUCCGCAGCAUCCAGGUGACGGACAAGGACGGCAACCUGCGGUGGGCGCCGACGACGGUGAACGUGGACAACCACCUCAUCCGCCCGACGCUGGACCCGGCCGCCGUGGCGGCCAACCCGGACAAGGCCGUGGAGGACUACGUGGCGUCGCUGUCCACGCUGCCCAUGGACCGGUCCCAGCCGCUCUGGGAGUUCCACCUCUUCGACUUCCCGACCUCCGAGGCGACGUCCACCGCGGCCAUCCGCGUGCACCACUCCCUCGGGGACGGCAUGUCGCUGCUCACGCUCCUCAUGGCCUGCACGCGCAGCGCCGCCGACCCGACCAGGCUGCCGGCCAUGCCGCCGCUGCCAUCGCGCACGGGCGCCAUCUACCAGCGCCCGCGCCCUUCGGCGGGCGUCCUGGCGAUCGUCGCGUGGGUCUGGUCGUUCGUCGUGCUCGCCUGGCACACCGUGGUGGACGUCGUCGGCUUCUUCGCGACCAUACUGUUCUUGAAGGAUCCGCACACGCUGUUCAAGCGGGUGAACCACGCCGAGACGCAGCGCAAGCGCAUCGUGCACCGGAGGCUUAGCCUCGACGACGUCAAGUUCGUCAAGAACGCCAUGAAAUGCACAGUUAACGAUGUGUUGAUUGGAGUCACAUACGCUGCCCUGUCGCGCUAUCACUUCCGAAAGUCAGGUGGUGAAACCGACACUGGCAAAGAGAUACGCGUGCGCUCAAUGCUUCUUGUCAACUUAAGGCCCACCACAAGCCUACACGCAUGUGUUGAUAUGAUAAAGUCGGGCAAAGAAAGCCACGUGAAAUGGGGAAAUGAACUUGGGUUCAUCAUCCUUCCGUUCUUCAUCGGCAUGCACAGCGACCCGCUCGACUACGUUCGCAAGGGGAAGAAGGUUGUGGACAGGAAGAAGAGCUCACUGGAGGUGGUAUUCACACAUGUCGCCGCAGAAGUGAUCUUCAAAGUGUUUGGACUGAAGGCAGCUUCGGCUAUCUUCCAUCGUAUGAUCUCCCAUACCACCAUAUCGUUCGCCAACAUGACCGGCCCGGUUGAACAGGUGGAGUUUUGUGGGCAUCCAAUCGUCUUCAUCGCCCCUAGCGGCUAUGGACCGCCAGAAGCCCUAACCGUGAAUUAUCAAAGCUAUGUCAACACCAUCAUGAUAAAUCUAGCACUGGAUGAGGGACACUUUCCUGACUAUGAUGAACUUUUGGAUGACUUUGUUGAAUCCCUUGAGCAUAUUAAGAAUGCAGCUUCACGCCUUGGAAUGCAUCAUAGGAAGGCCUAA